GAAGGUUGUCGACCUCCUUGAGCGCUAUGAUGCAGCGAAGGCGUGCUUCGCUGCGGAGGUCGUGCCGCGCUUUGCCGCACCAGCCACCGCCGUGGAGGUGGAUGAGGCCUUGCAAACCUUGGCCGCUCAGCGGGAGGCCCAGGCGGCGCAGCAUCGGAGGGAUGCCGAGAUGGGUCGACCGGUGGCAGAGCUCCUAGAGCGGAGCGAGAUGCGUCUCCAGGAGCUGCGGGAAGCGCAACAGGUCUCUUCGGAGUGGCACUGC
Messenger RNA from Symbiodinium sp. CCMP2456, 262 nucleotides. The record is from the annotation of a GenBank genome assembly. NCBI's taxonomy places the organism in Eukaryota, Dinophyceae, Suessiales, Symbiodiniaceae.